Molecule: messenger RNA, 120 nt
Organism: Funneliformis caledonium
Lineage: Eukaryota; Fungi; Glomeromycota; Glomeromycetes; Glomerales; Glomeraceae
Source: the annotation of a GenBank genome assembly
AUGCCCAUGAUUGACUCAAUCCUUAAUCGCAGAAAAAUGACCAUCGUAUUGGAUAUAUAUAUUGAUAAUUCGUCUCCACAUCAUCAUUUACUUUUUGAAGAACAGGAUGUUAAAAAAGAA